Molecule: messenger RNA, 1599 nt
Organism: Daldinia caldariorum
Lineage: Eukaryota; Fungi; Ascomycota; Sordariomycetes; Xylariales; Hypoxylaceae
Exons: 1
Coding region: 1-1599 (532 amino acids)
Biological process (GO): regulation of DNA-templated transcription
Molecular function (GO): DNA-binding transcription factor activity, RNA polymerase II-specific; zinc ion binding
Source: RefSeq, a predicted model, not a curated record
AUGGAUCCAGACAACUCUCGACGAAGUGCGUGUGAUCGAUGUCGAGGCCAGAAGCUUCGCUGUGUUAGGCCUCCAAAGCAAGCCAAUGCCGCAGAUGGACAGACACUUCAACCUUGCGAGCGAUGCACGAAGGCAGGUGCUGGAUGUUUUAGUACCCUUCCUCCUCCUCGAAAGCUCACUAGGACUGAAAGGCUACCGAGUCCAUCUAAUUCGACUCUUAUAUCAUCGCAGAAGAGGAAAAUACACCAUACGCUUGCCGCGAAUGAUGUUAACGAGUAUCAGCCAGGUUUCGGGGCCGAUAGUUCUUUAUCUACUAAUGGCAACGGUUCUGUCCCGACAAGCGGCUUAUCAUCGACUUCUGGUUCGUCACCAACGCACAGGCGAGGAAGUUCUCAGGCGCCGACGACAGGAUGGGAUAAGGAGCGGGGGUUCAGAAAGCUAGAUAUAGUGCAGCAUGAGCCGCAAAAGUUCAAUGACCAUGCCACCAUAGAGAGGCGAAGGAGAGGUCUUGGCGAUAUACAAUCGCCCACGGCGGGCUUAGCGGAUACACCAGCGUUCAGCAUGAACAGAAGUCCAGCUUCUGAUCCUAUUGGAAUAAGCACCUUUGAUUAUGGAAUUGGCUUGGUUUCACAGCCUGACACUAUGCCCCCUGACGAUGGAACCACAUGGAUGGAUAUGCUGCUCUAUCAGGCGAAAGGUAGUCUGGCGACGGGGAAGGACGAUAAUUUAAUGGGAAAAGGGGGUAAUCAAGUACUUGCAAGAACGGAUGACUGCUUACAUCGACUAUCAGAGCUUAGCUCACAAUUGCUAAAGGACUUUAGCAGAAUGAGCUCUAUGAGAUUUCAUGACCUCCUAUCCUCUUCAUUCUACUGCGACCCCAAUAAUGCGCAGAGCCUGCACGAUUCGGAAAGAUCCAUGUGCCAGGAGAAUGCUAUUGGGAGGAUGCUGAAUAAUUCCCAGACCUUUUUGGACACAUUGCAGCAUCUCAUUCCCGGUAUCCCUUCAAGCUCUGAGUCGGAGUGUUCGUAUUCCGAAGACGGUGAUGACCUUGCUUACACAAGAAGAAUGGUCGUUGACUCCGGCGAUCCAAGCCGUCUUUUGUUAGGUCACACAAGGGCAUCUUCCAAUGGAUCACCGAAGUCAUUCUCCGGUACUGUCGGUGUGCCCACGGUGCUGACUGUGUUUACCUGUUACGCUUGGCUCCUCCAAACCUACGACAAAAUAUUCUCAUUGCUACAUACCGCACUUGCAUCCGAAAGCCAGCUAUCUUUGCAGUCGUUACCCAACGUUCUCCCAGGCUUGCAUGUCGGGGGCUUCAGCCUAGAUGACCAUCAGUCCCUGCAAAUGGAAAUGCUAAUCCACCUUAGUACACAAAUGCUAGAGCGCAUCGAAGAGGCUUUUCGAAUGAACCUAACAAGCCAAGUGAAAGAUAGCCGAGAGAAUUGGAUGAAUGACCAUGAAACACCCGUUUCUACCUUUUUAGACACUAUUCUAGAGCCAAAUCCUCUAAAGAUUCUAGAAGGAGAUCAAAAAAAGGGGGUAGAAGGGAUAAAACAAACCAUGGAACGUAUUCGAAGAAUACUUAGAGGCAUCUCUUAG